CGUGGUUCAGAAAAGGCCCUAAAUUUAACAUUUCAACUGCGUAUACUCAGCUCAGUUUGUGUUUCGACCUCAACUUAUUUGCACGUUUAACUUCCGUCACGCACUGAUUCGGUGUAGUUGAAAUCUUGUUGUACUUUCUGUGAAGAAAUCACCCAGCGUUUGACUGUAGAUUUUAGCUGUGUCUUUCGAAAGUUAAGAAGGACUUUUCUGCCCUCUGUUGCACCGACAACCAAGUGAAAGUUAUUCUUUCAUUUGAAUAAAAACAGGAUUCACUGCCGUGCCAUUCUGUGCGAAGCGGAGAAUUGACAGCAACAGAUUUAUCCACAAUGGCUUUCAACGAUAAUGUUUUCAGCGCUGGCUCGAUUAAUUUCCGUUUGACGUGUUCGGUGGUCUUUGUCAUCGCGCUGUUGGCCACCCUCCCAAGCCUUUCCCAGACCGCAAUCAACGAUAAUGAAGCGCAGCAAAUAGACGGGAAAAUUGUUAACCAAGGAAGUGGAUCCGAACAGAAGGCUGAUGGUGCCCGCUCCAGCAUCUUGGACAACAUCUUCAACAUUCCGAUUCAAACCCUGAAGGCAGUCAAUGAUUUGGUGCAAAGUAUCGCUGGUAACCUCCAAGCAGCCGGUUCGGGUAGCUAUUUUCGCAGCAAGAACGAUCUCAACAGAAACAUCAACGUCAAUAUCGAUGACGAUGACAAAGACAAAAAAGAAAAGCAUUGAAACGGUUGCUUGUGGCAGUCGCUGUGCAGUGGGUUAGAAAUAAGUAAUUAUGCACCGGAGGCCUCGGUUAAGGGGUGUGCUUUAGGUUACAUGAUGGCGAUGAUGACAGAGAAGUUUUAAGUUUUAGCUGUGAUGUAAAAUAGAUAAGUUUUAUUGUACGUAUAAAUUGAUUUUUUUUUCAUGAGUA
Aedes aegypti (yellow fever mosquito) is the source of this 903-nucleotide messenger RNA. RefSeq lists its product as uncharacterized. Lineage: Eukaryota; Metazoa; Arthropoda; Insecta; Diptera; Culicidae. The transcript has 4 exons. The coding region runs from base 327 to 716 and encodes 129 amino acids. The record is from RefSeq and is a predicted model, not a curated record.